AUGCCGGGGUAUGGUAAGGGAUCUGACCUCGACCGUGGAGCAGCCGAACGUCUGUUCUACCGGCUGCUGGGUGAAGACGCAUUGGCCGAAGACAAUGUGAUCAAUAAAAGCGAUUUUGCUGUUCAGUACCUGGUUCUCGGCCGCCGCGCAGCAGAGUUUGAAAGUGGCCAGCGACAAAUGAAACUACUGGUUCGCGCGUCGCCGAAUAGUAAAGCUAAAGCCAAGAGCAAGCCUUCGGGCGCCGUGCAGAAGAAAAAGUCUGGCAAUUCAGGCGGUGAUCCUCAGUCCACCAUGGUCUCUUCUCCUGUACAAGCUGCCCAAGACCGGCGCCUUGGCCGUUAUCAAUAUACCGGUGCUUCAGCCGCACAUGUCUCGGUCGAUGAGGAUAGUGAUGGCUUCGAGCCGAUUCGAAUCACCGGCAAAUCUCGCCGCGCGAAUACACACGAGAUGGGUCCUCCAAUCACUAGCGAUCAGAAGUUGGAUCAACUUGAUCAUAUGCAUCGUGUAGUCGUGGAGGACUUCCAAGAGCAUGCCAAAAUCAUGCUUCAAGAUCUUGUUGUCAAGAAGGGCCUUCGGUGCCAACCGUUCUCUGAUCAGGUGCUACGUGAUAUGGGCAUCUCCUUUCCCUCAAAUCUUACUGAGCUUUCUGCGAUCCCGGGCAUCGAUCAAGAUAAGGUGAAGCGCUACGGCCGGCAGAUCCUGGGACUGGUUGAUAAUGCAAAGCGGCGCUACCUGGAAAUGAAGCAGGAAGCAGAGACCAGCGGCGUUGUUCCGGAUCCCAACCACCAUAAUGUCAUCAAUCUCAGCAGCAGCGAUGAGUAUAGUGACGACGACUUGUUCAUGGAUGAGGUUUCCGCCUUCAAUCUGGACAAUCCUGUCUCGACCGCACUCAGCAAUGCAGCUGAAAACAUCACAAGCCGCUACUUCCCUCCAGCGGCAUCUCCGGGGUACGACUCUGGCGACGACUGUGAAUCUGGCACUGCGCCUUCCGGCUCCAAGAGUCGCAAGCGCCAGCCUGCCAGCGGCAAACGACCGUCCCGACGGAAAUAUGGCUCCACUGGGAGCUGGAAGGGAAAAGGCGCACGACCGAAAACCAAAUCCGGCGAGCGUCCUACAAGCCAGUCUGCGCCGCGAAAGAAUGCCCGAGCUAAGACCCCCAAGUCGACGAUUGGAAUGAUGCCUAUUUGA
This is a messenger RNA of Penicillium egyptiacum, 1188 nucleotides long. Lineage: Eukaryota; Fungi; Ascomycota; Eurotiomycetes; Eurotiales; Aspergillaceae. The record is from the annotation of a GenBank genome assembly.